This is a messenger RNA of Nicrophorus vespilloides, 5692 nucleotides long. RefSeq names its product nuclear factor related to kappa-B-binding protein. Gene Ontology annotation, cellular component: Ino80 complex. The coding region runs from base 384 to 4955 and encodes 1523 amino acids. Gene Ontology annotation, molecular function: protease binding. NCBI's taxonomy places the organism in Eukaryota, Metazoa, Arthropoda, Insecta, Coleoptera, Silphidae. The transcript is spliced from 6 exons. The record is from RefSeq and is a predicted model, not a curated record.
GAAUCGAUGCAGGUCGGCCAACGGAAGCGAAGAAAAUCCCUAUUGGAAAUUUGAAAUCGGCCAUUAUCUCGUCGAUUUUCUAUGCGGAAAUAAAUGCGAAAAACGAAGGGACGACCGGAAAAGCAAUGCGGAAAUGGAAAAGCGAUGGGGAAUAGGUGCGGCGAGGGCCCCGUGCUCCACCGGAUCGGCGCCCGUUCGGGGCCGACCAGCCAUAUUGUCCCGAGUAUUGAUGGCUCCGAAUAAAAUGGUUUUCGCGGCCCACCACCACCACAGCCGCCUCUCUGUAUGCGUUCAUCUGUUCCAUCCGCAAUGCAGGCGUGCCUCCCCAAUAAUUCCAGUGCGUAGCUACUUUUCAGGACCGGAGCCCGAAUUCAGGUAACAACAUGAUGAUGGACAGUGACAGCUCCUCAUCGGAGGAGCACUCUAGCUCAGAGUGUUCCACCGAUUCCUCAGAUGAUGAUCAGAUGGAGGAGGUUCUGGUGGGCAACGCGAGGCUGGAGCUGCCGCAGGGUAUGUGCGAGAAGAGAGAAAUAUUUGAUGAAUUCUUCUCGUCGAACACCUGGAACCUGCUUUCGGAGAGCAACAAGCAACACCUCAAACAGUUCCUACCAAAGUUUCCUGACAACGAUGACCAGGAAAAGAACACGACACUGGCAAUGCUGUUCGCUGGUGAGCAAUUCAAAUUCACCAGUCCUCUGGAUGACUUCUACGAUCACCUCAAGGCAGGCCAUUACAGACCGGACAUAGCAAAAUUGAGGUAUUUUAUUAGGAAAGCCGAGCGCAAGGAGAGCCUCUGGAGGCACCGCAAACUGAAGGAGAAACUCAGCGCUGAAUUGGUGGAAUCUCGUAAGAAUCUGUUGGCGACGGUGAACGGUCUUCCACCAGGCGUGGAACCGAAGCAACCGAAGUCGUCGCAAAUCAAUCUCAAUCCGAUCUCGCAUCGGACGAAACGACGGUAUUUCCAAAUCCUAUCGAAUAUUAGGGCGAAAGUGGACGAGAGCGGUUUCUCGUCCGACGAGAACUACCCGGAAGGUCCACCGUUGGCGGUGAGCAGAAAGCAGAAGCGCCAUCUAAAUACCAUCAAGGGAUCGAACGUAUUGAACGGAGAGAAAAUCAUCACGGCGACGACGGCGAUGAAAUCGAACGGUCUCGAUCUGGAGCGAUACAUUGCACCGAACGACAAUCCGUUCAUCGUCAGCGAACAGUCUUAUAAGCAGUUGCUUCUGGAGCACAAGAGGCGACGGCUGAACAACUGCGAGGAUCAGGAUUUGGAGACGAAGGGCAAGAGCAUCACGGAUAUCAUCCACAGGACGAGGUUGAAUUACAAUAAGAAGUUGAAUAAAUUGCCGGAGCCGAAGGUGAAGGUGAAGAAGGCGAAGAAGGAACAUGUGCAGCAACAGACGCAACCGGUGUCGGAGAUGAACUACUCUUCGGAUUCUGACUCCGAUUCGGUGGUGGUUGAUCUUCCUACUGCGACGGCGUCGACGACGACGAUGACGACAAUUGCGGCGUCAGUCGCACCAAUUGCUGUCGCUCCGCCCGCGCUCUCUGCAUCUCCGUUGAAAGCGUCCAAACCCCCCAAGAAGGUGACCAAACCGCCGCCCUCGCCUAAACCGGUGCCUCAAAUCAAGGAGGAAGAAAUCAAAGUGGAACCACCUCAACCUCCGCCACCGCCUCCACUUCCUACUCCCGUUGUCGUCGUUAAGCAGCAACAGCAGCAGAUUUACCAACAACCGCAACCGCCUGCGCCGCCUCCUACACCACCUCCUCAGCUUCAACCACAGUACAAUAAACCGCCAACGCCUCCACCGCCACCACCACCGAACGUCUUCACUCCGGACCUCGAUGAAAUCGACAUGAUCAACUUACCGAUCGAUCUGAACGAUUCGAAUAUAGACCUUUUGGACUUGAAUCACCACAGUAAGGCUGAACUAAUGCAGGAUACGCACGCGAACUUCUUAGCUUUAAUCAGGGACAUCAUUUGCUCAACGGCGGAACAUCGGAUGGCCAUGUCCACGUUGGAGGAGAGACUCAAGGCGUGGCAGGAGAAUCCGAUCACGGCGCUCAACGACUGGUAUUGCCUUGCCGAUAAUUGGACGUCGCAGCUGCAAUCUGCCAUCAACUUCUUGAGCGGAAAUUGCCCGGAGCAGCCGGACGACUUUGUGCCCUACAUCGAAUACAAACCGUCGCUGAACGUUUACCAAUGGAUCGGAGCCGGCAGAGACUCUGACAAUCUGCUAUCGCCGCUGUGUCUGUAUUGGCUGGAGCAUCGAAACGAGAUGAAGCCGGUGAUUACGAUUAAGGAGAAGGAAGAGGUCGAUCUGGAGAUCAUGGACAGAUCAAACGACCUGGUGCCGCCACCGCCGAGAUGCCCGACCACGUGGACGGUGAGAAGGGCGGACCCUGAGGAGAUUAAAGCAUAUCGUGAACAGGAGAGGAAACGUUACGAUAAUCCCCAUAGGGCUUUCACCUAUCGCUGCAACGGCUACGAGAGCGUAGUUGGACCUCUGAAAGGUAUCUACAAUCCAUCCGUGGGCAACACCAAGGCCCGAGGUCACAACAUGCUUAGUGCAGAUCGUCCGAACUUUGUCACCAUUCUAUCACUUGUCAGAGACGCAACAGCGAGAUUACCCAACGGAGAAGGUACUCGAGCAGAGAUAUGCGAACUUCUAAAGUGCUCGCAAUACAUCUCGAGUACGGCCCCUGACAAUGUUCUGCAAUCUGUGGUAAGCGGCGCUCUCGAUAGGAUGCACACGCAGUUCGAUCCCUGCGUUAAAUACGAUCAAAAACGAAAGAUUUGGAUCUACUUGCAUAGGAAUCGGACGGAGGAGGAUUUCGAGCGUCUGCACCAGCAAUACCAGGGUAUGAAUAGGAAUAUGAAGAAACCCACGAAGCAAAAAACACCGACGAAGCCGAAAACGCCGAAACCAGAAAAAGUCAAGAAUAACGUGAAGACUACAACCGAAAGUGUCGUUGCGGAGAAAGCGGAGCCAACACAACCAAAGCAGCAGACAUCGCUAUUGAUAAACCAAAACAAAGAGCAAGUAGUGACCGUUAUUGAAGCCGAGCCCAAGAAACCGAUAAGGUCGAGGAAUCUGUCGCAGGAGGACAAAGAAAUCCACGAUGCCAUCCAGUCUUUGCAACAGCAUCCGCCCAAACCCCAGAAACCGCAGAAUAGCAGCACACAAAAGAGUGUGGUGAAGAUCAUCAAUCAGAACCAGAAGAGCCUGAUAAUACCUAAUCAUCCGGUGGUGGUCAAGCAAGAGGUGAAACCGCAAACGACGACGAUGGUGACGCAGCAGAUAAUCAACCCUAAGCAGGUGAAUCAGCUUAUCCGUGUUGAAAUUCCCGACGGCAAGGAGUUGAAGGCCAAGUCGAACAUAUCGAUAAAACAGCAGAUCUUGCAGAGCAUAUCGCCGCAGCAGCUGCAGAACAUCAAGAACGUGACGCUGUUGAGGAACGUGCGGCACGCGAACGCCCAGCAGAGCGCUCAACCCCAGACCCAAACGAUAGUCCUGACGCAGACCGAGGAGCCAACGGUGAAUUCAACGCCGGAGAUCAAAACGGAAACGGUGGAGACGACGACGACGGCUGUACCCACGCAGAACAUCAGGAUGCACACGUCGUUGACGCUGUCGCAGCAGCAGCAGCUUCUUCAGACGAUCCGUCAGAAAGGAUUGACGGCCCAGCAGCAGGUGCUGAUCAGGCACAAGGCUCCCAUCCAGAAGCAGACAAUUGGCGGCACUUCGCUGUUGGGCCAGGCCAGAGUAGUUACAGAUGGAAAUGUGGCCAAGACGAUUGGACAAGGACCUUUGGUGGCGAAGGUGUUGACGAACGCCGCAGGACAGGUGAUUUCCGUUGAGAGUUUGCUGGCGCACCAGAAGCAGCACGGAUCUCUGCCACAAGGUACGUUGAGGGUGGCUGGAGUGAAAGGACAGGCGAACAUAAUACAGCUGGCGGCGCCGAACAAGAAUCAAGUGGCGCAGGUCGUCGCCUCCCACAAUAACUUCAUUCAAAUUUCGAACCAACCAAAGUUAGUUCUGUCGUCGGCGGGAACGACGUCCGCAACGACGACGGCGAUGUCUUCCACGAAAAUAACGGGCGCUAAAACGCAAACGAUCACCAAGUUCCCGCCAAAGAUGCAGCAGAUCAUCAACGCCAAGUUCAUCACUCAGAGCAUCGACAGCGGACAGAAGAUAGUGCAACCGAAGGUCAUCAUCGGUCAGAGUCAGAUCAAGCUGGCGAACAGUAAGGGAGGUCUGCAGACGGGUGCAGUCGGCACCAGCAUCGUGACUGGAAGCAAACCGAACAACAUCCGAAUGGCCAAUCUGAACAUCGCCCAUCUGGGUGGGAAGCCGGUGCUGUUGGCCAGCAAGGGCAGCACCAUCCAGGGGCAGAACGUGAUACUGCAGACGCAGGCGAACACGAACAGUUCGGGACUGAUGGCGCUCACGACGACGACGAUGCCCAAGAAGAAUCAGAUAAUCAAUCAGCAGGGGCAGCAGGUGGUGCUGGCGCCUCAGAUUAAGAUGCAACCGCAGGUGCUGCUGAGUUCGAGCAUCAAGAAUUCUCAGGUCGGAACCGUCUCCUCCGGGCAGAUCCUCGUUGGAGGACAUCCGGUUCGACUGCAGACGAGUACGGCGAACGCGCAGAGGGUCGUCCUGGCGAGCCAAGGCCAGGGAGGCCAGAUCGUCGCGCAACAGAUUCUCCUACCUGCCGGAUUCCAGGGCGCUGCCAUCAACAUCAAAUCGCUGCAGGGCGUCAAGGUCAUACCGAUUGCACAGGGCAGCAAAGGUGGAAUUCAAGCGAGGCAAGUGUACGUGAACACGUCAUCAGCGGCGGCGAUGGCGGCAUCAAAUAUUGUGCGGGCUGUGAACAGUGGAGUCGCUCAGACGUCUCAGGAAGUGGCUGCAGCGACGGCGACGACGACGACGACAUCCACAACGGAACAAUGAUAACGGUUACUAACAUACACACGCAUCUAUAAGCAUAUCUAUCAACGUGUGUGUGUGUGUGUAUGUGCGUGCGUGUUUAUUGUAUUAUGUACGAACUGUGUUUGGAUGAUGAAGAGGAGGAGAGUACAGGCAGAAAGAAACAAACGGACGAUGUGACGAGGAGCCACGUGUACAUAGUUAAUUUAGGCCGGACAUUCGUUUAUAAUUUUUUCUUCUUCGAUUCUUUUAGUCUAAACUAAUGUUUAAAGAGUAAUAAUAACAACGUGCGGACGCGACACGUAUAAAUAGGAAGAGAAAAAGAGCGCGAAAGCAAAGAGAGAGAGACAUUUGUAAAUAGAUUUUUUAGCCAAUUCGAGAAGGAGAAAGUGGACAAGAGAAAAAUGACUUUGUUUGUAUUUAAAUUUACGUUUAAUUUCUCGAGUUUGUAAAUAGUACUGAUAUUGGUUUUUAAACGAGAAGAGGAAAGGAAGAAAUUCUUUUGUUGUGUGGAAUUUACGAAGUGGAAACAAAUUCGUGCGUCGCGUGCAAAACACAACAUCCACACACAAAAAAAACAAAAGAAAAGAAACACAACACAUACGACACAACACAUUGAUUCUUCUACUAGUGAAAUUGUUUUUAUUUAAUGAAGUAAUAAUUAACACAAUACUGAUGAUUACGUCGAAGAGUCGACGAGGGAAAAAAGCGCUAUAUUUUCAUAGCUUAAUUUAUUAUUAUUAACAAGAAGAAAAAAAAAA